CAUCCCUCCUAACAGCGUUGUGUCGCCGCUUCCUUUCCGCUUCCCUCGCCUCCUCCUUCCCAUUCCUACGGGGUGAGGGCCCGCUCCGCUGCCCGCCCCGGGCCGGGGAUGCGCGACGCGGCGGGAUGGAGGUGGAAGAGGCGUUCCCGCUGGUGGGGCAGAUGGGGCCGUACCAGGUGUAUCUGUGCGUCCUGCUGGCUGUGCUCCUCCAGCUCUACGUGGCCACUGAAGCCAUCCUCACUGCAUUGGUGGGGGCAACUCCUCCAUACCACUGGGAUCUGGAAUUGUUCUCAGCUAACCAGAGCCAUAGCAACCAGUCAGCGAGUGAGCAGAGAGCCUUUGGGGAAUGGCUCCUGACUGCCAAUGGCAGCGAGGUUCAUAAGCAUGUACGCUUCAGCAGCAGCUUCACAUCAAUAGUCUCUGAGUGGUUUUUAAUUGGCAACACGUCAUACAAAGUCAGUGCUGCCAGUUCUUUCUACUUCAGUGGUGUGUUUGUUGGAGCAAUCUCCUUUGGCCAACUCUCAGAUCGCUUUGGAAGGAAGAAAGUCUAUCUCACAGGUUUUGCCCUUGACAUCCUGUUUGCCAUUGCAAAUGGAUUCUCACCUUCGUAUGAAUUCUUUGCCGUGUCUCGAUUCUUGGUAGGGGUGAUGAAUGGUGGGAUGUCACUGGUUGCCUUUGUUCUACUGAAUGAGUGUGUGGGUACUGCCUACUGGGCAUUAGCAGGAUCUAUUGGUGGCUUGUUCUUUGCUGUGGGAAUUGCCCAGUAUGCUUUAUUAGGGUACUUCAUUCGCUCCUGGAGGACUCUGGCUGUUGUGGUUAACCUGGAAGGAACAGUAGUCUUUCUUCUCUCUCUAUUUAUUCCAGAGUCCCCCCGCUGGCUCUAUUCACAAGGCCGGCUGAGUGAAGCAGAAGAUGCCCUCUACCUCAUUGCAAAGAAGAACCGCAAGCAGAAGUACACUUUUUCAUUAAAACUCCCUGCUGAGAGGAGCCCCAGAGAAGCUGGCAGUUUCUUGGACCUCUUCCGAUACAGGGUUCUCUUGGGACGCACCUUAAUCAUGAUGUUCACCUGGUUUGUGUGCAGCUUGGUUUAUUACGGUCUUACCCUUAAUGUGGGUGACUUAGGUGGAAACAUUUAUGCCAAUUUAGCCCUAUCAGGGUUGAUAGAAAUCCCAGCAUACCCAAUCUGUAUUUACUUGAUUAACCAAAAAUGGUCUGGUCGAAAGAGAACGCUGAGUGCAUUUCUGUUCCUGGGAGGACUGGCUUGUCUUAUUGUCAUGUUUCUUCCUAAAAAGAAAGAUACUGGAGUUUUUGCAGUGGUGAACAGUCGCUCACUUUCUUUGCUGGGAAAACUGACAAUCAGUGCUGCAUUUAACAUUGUCUACAUCUACACAUCAGAACUUUAUCCCACAGUGAUCAGGAAUGUUGGAAUGGGUGCCUGCUCCAUGUUUUCCCGUGUUGGUGGAAUCAUUGCUCCUUUUGUCCCUUCAUUGAAAUCUGUACAGUGGUCUCUGCCUUAUAUUGUAUUUGGAGCAGCUGGUUUAUUGUCUGGGCUCUUAAGUUUAUUGUUGCCUGAAACCUUGAACAGCCCUCUGCUAGAAACUAUUUCAGACCUACAGAUAUGCUCAUACUGGAGACUGGGGGAUGAAACCAUGUCAUUGCAAACCCUAGAUGGUUCACAGUCUGGAGACAAGGACAAUUCUACAGGAAGUGGAAGUGAAGAUGAGGAGUUUUAUGAUGCUGAUGAAGAGACUCAUAUGAUCAAGUAAUGAAAAGAAGAAACACAGACUUGUUCUCUUAUUUUUUUUUUUCUUACUUGUCCAGUCAGUCCAGCUCUGAGAUGAGAGUACUGGAAACCACCUAUCAGGGAAUGUAAUUGGGCAAGUGCCUGUGUCUUUCCUGAGUAGGAAGGGACUUUAAAUACUGUUAAGAUUAAUUAUACUACUGAACCUUUUCAUGCAAGACAGCCAUUCAAAUACUUGUGGGUAGGAAUGGGAGAGAAUGCGCAGACUGCAUCUGAGUGAUAGCAAGGGAAGGAUGAUGCAUUUCUGAAACAUAGGAAAUUAUCAACUAUUUGUGCUGAGCAUCAGUGCACACAUUUCUGUUUUCAGGCUGGUUGGUUUUGACUCAUCCUAAACUUGAAAAUGUUCACUUUUUUUUAUUUCUGUGGAGUGAAAGUGGUCACACAAUGUUUUGUGUGCUACCCCAGGAGGUACAAACUUAUGAAAUUGUAUGUUGAAAUGACUUUACAUAUUGAGUGGGGGACAGGCAACUAUGAACACAAGGUUUUUCUCCUUCAGCAUGUGGACGCCUUUGUAGAAUUGCAGGGUACGGCUGAUCAGUUCAUGACCUAUCCAUGAACUUUGUGAUGAUGAAAGGCUGGGAAGAGUCCAUAACAUCUGUAGAUAUAGAGGAUGUUGCUGAUUUCUUUCUCCUCUAUCACCAAACAUUCUCUUGGGCUGCCUUACACAUAGACCUGCCACGUUUCCCACAUCUCAGAACUGCUCUUUGUAGCUUUGCCUACUUUUACUCUGUCUUCGCUUGUCCAUACCAUAAAUAUUAAAGCUUAGCAACUUCUCUGCCUGUGUGGUUAAGUAACUCUGUUAAAGGAUACAAUUUCAUGAGUGGCCCACAGGUGAGGUCGUUAUCAUAUACUGUGUAACAUGUGUUUUUAGGGUAGUUAGCUCAUUUCUAUGGAACUGUCUGCAUCUUUAUUUGUGGAAGAAACUUCAUGCUUAAGUGACAAGCAGAGCCAUGGGCUGCUGUUACAUUUUGUAGGAUUACCGUCAGAAAGCUGCUAAUAUCUAUUUAAAAUUCCUUUGUUAGGUAAUGCUCUUAAACUCUCUAAGCCAGUGUUUACUUGAUUACUUGACCUUGUUAAGGAAGACAACUUCAUUCUUUAGUUUACACUACACUUUGUUUUGUUAGAAGGAUAUGAAAUCUUGUAAAAACUAAAAAGCAAGGCCUUAGGAAGAUUCAACACUCAUCCUCUAACCACUUGCUUACUGUUUACUAACAGUGGUUUCCACAAGUUGUUUGCUGGUUUUUAUACUUGAAGAUACUAAGAAAGUUCUGUGUAGAGACUGAAAAGAGCUGUCAGCCUUGCUAGCCAUUUUUUGUGAAUAGUAGGUUUAGAAAAUGGGAUUAAAAAAAGAGAAGAGCUGUCAGCUGAAUUUAUUCCAAUUAAACUGAGAAGUUCAUUUACUCUGAAAGGAAGUGAAACUGAACAGCACCUGGAGGUUAUAGCUAGCUGCUUGACCUUUGUUCAUUGCAAGUGUAGUGCUGUAAUGCUACUACCCUUCUUGUUGGAGCAGGAAGCCCAGAGGCUACAGAUUGAAGCAGGCAAUACUCCCACUUGAUCUGAGUUUGUUUCAAGCUUUGGCUGGGAGCAGAGUAGGCAACUUCAGUCCACGCAGACAAUGCGCCUUCACUUUUUCUUCCAGACUGCUGUGUAGUUGUUGUAACAGGGUGCUUUUAAUCCCAGCUGGAUAUUCUUUCUGUCUAUAUUUGGCCCUCAUACAUGCUUGAAAAUUUGUCUAAAUAAGGUACUUGUAAAUGCUUGGAAUGUUCGAGUGUAUUUAUUCAAAGAUAUUUUUAGUUCUGUAUUCACAUUUUGAAUUAUGGAUGGUUGGAAGAGUGUCAGGUUUGGUUUUGUUGUUGAUGACUUCUAAAGACAUAAAGCCUGCUUACUUGAAAGCAAACAGUGGUAAGCCUGGCAUUAUUAGCAUGCUGCCAAAAUCCAGCAUAUUUUUUAGCUGCUUAUUUUCCGUUCUUUCCCUGAGAGGCAGACAAGAACUGUUAGCCAUUCUUUGUUCAUAGUUUGUGUGUCAUUAUCUGUUACUGGCAGCAACAGUCAUGCCACAGGACAUUGUGCCUACAUGGUUUUCAGUAGGAAGAGUAGGAUGUAACAGUUCAGGUGGGGAAAUUACUUUGCAGAACCUGAAUUGGAUUUUUGUGGUUCUUCAAUUUUAAGCAGUCUUCAGCUUGUAAUCAGACUUCUCCAUUCAUGCACUUUUGUAUUGUAGGUAUAGAUGUAAAAAAUCAAAACCGAGAGUGAAGAAAAUGUAUUUUCUGUUUGAUAAGUUACUGUGCUUUAUUUAAGAAACAUAGGAAUAUAGGAAUACUUUGUUUCAGCUGAAGGAAGGUGUACUGAUUAUCUUUCCCACUCUUAGAGCAUCCUCUAAUCACACUCUCUGACAUAUAGCUGAAUCAAUGCAUCUGUGCAUGCAGUUUGUGAGCGUGGUGGUAAAUAUGUCUGAAGAGCUCAUGAACAGCAGUACUGUCAUUUGAUGGUAGAAGUCAGUCUGGCCUGAUAUACUUAAUGCCUGUGUCAGAAAUGUCUAUAUGCAGCUGUUAACCAAACAGAACAGUUAUUUACAGGUGUAUUUUGAGUCUCAUUGCUUCUAUCUUGCUGCAAGAUGUAUUAAGUGAAGGAAAGACCUGUGUGAGAAAACCUAUGUGACAUCCGAGCGUAGAAUUGGAGUGUGAACAAACUUAGAAUUUUCCAUGCCAUGUCUUUUUAAUGCCUUAGCUGUGUUUUGGUACUACUAGCUCCUAUCAUCAUGGAAAAAAACCUCUUGUGUUGCCUAAUGGAAAGUGGAUUUUUUUCCUGCUCUAAUUUAUUGUAAGUGCCUGUAUCAUGAAAGGCUUUUUAAUUUCCUCAAUCAACUUGAUAUGGGACUGUGUGUAAAGUAACAUCACAGAACUGGAUGAUGUAAGUGCCAAAGACCGCUUCUGCUGGAAAGCAACAGUCCAAGACUAGUUCUAGCUGCACUCAUUUGGAAUUCCUCCAUGCAACCUGCCAAAACUGGUACUUAGAAGCAUCUCCAGAGCUUCAGGGGACAGAAAGUUACCUUCAUUUGCUUGUCUUUCCCUCUUCAGUUCACUUAAAUAUUUAAUGUUUUCUGAAAGAACUAAGAUUUGUAGAAGAGGCUUACUUGCCAGUUAGAGAAAUCUGCAGAGCCUGUUUGCUUCUGAGUUGCAAAAGCCAAAGCUUACUCUCAAAGACUGAUAAAAUCUGGUAAAAAAACCUGCACAGAUUUGUCUAAAAGGUGCAGUUUGAGGCAUCACUAAAUAGUGAUUUCUGUAGUUUAACUCCCUACUACAACUACAAAAUUCAGUGCAAAUCGGCUCUAUUGUUGCAGGGUUUUUUGCCAGCAAAUGAGCAAGUGCCUAAAUGUGCUGCAGGAGCUGGAUGCCAUCAGAAGUGUGGUUUAGGGAAAUAAUCUGCAUUCUCCACUGCACGUGCAGAAUGAAGUAAGGCCAUGAUGCGUCAGGAUCCUCUCUUAUAUAGCAAGCUUAUAGAAUGGAGUGUAUUUAAACAACUGUCUGCCCAUCUUCAUUUACAAAAGGCCUUAAAAAGUAAAGUUAUUUUACAUGCAAGUUAGUGCUUACCAACUCAUCUGUGAUGUUUAAAGAUGUCCCAGAAGAAGUAUCUGCUACAUCCACAUUCUAACAAAAUAUUGUAAAAUGAUGGAAACUUGCCUGGGAGACAGACAUUUCUGAUAGCAGCUUGAGGGGGAAAAAAAUCAUUGUUUCAAACUGAUUAAAAGCUUUCUAAUGUAGAACUGACAGCUGCUGAGUGGUUUGUAGUAGAAGAGUUCACUGCAGUUGCUGUGAUGUCAAGUAUGACUUCAAAUGCCUGUUUUUCAGUACUAGACUCACCUCACUCCCCAAAGUAUAAUCCAGUUUCCCAUCUGUUCUUGUUAAAAAUAUGAAGGUCUUGUAGAAACUGGGCAUAUAUUUUUCAUAUGGAUGCAUUUAUUGCACUACUUUCCUUCUUGAAUCUAAUUUUACUUUCAUUUUUUAAGCUACUACCUCCUUAUGUUGAGAUUUUUGUCACUUCUGUAUUUAAUAGAGUUUUAGAUAAUAUAAAAUAUUUCCAUUUUUUAACUUAUGUAGUAAUCCAUGAUUUAAACAGAAGGAAGACUUGUGCUUUUUAAAGUUUUAUUUAAAGGCUUUUUAAAAGUAGCAUAAAAUGCUUUUGGAGGACCAGAAUUACUGCACCUUUAGAAUGUGGGUUCUCUUGUGUACACUGUUAUCAAGGACAAGUAACCUUUUAUUUUGUACUAAUCUCAAUUGAGGGGAUAACUUGUGGGGAAUGAAGUUUUGAGUUAGGGAACUUAACUUAUUGCCAAUUGAAGAUCUUCUAUUUAUUGCUGUUGGUAUUGAGGGGGAGAAAAAUAAUUGGGGGAAACACUGCUGCUUCUCUCUGGACACCUGGACACUCUUCCAUUGCCACCUUGGUGGUCUCCUGUCCCAUUACUCUCAGUUCCUUCAGUAAGGCAACAAGUAGCUCAUGAGAUUGGGAUCAGCACGUCAUGCUAGCUGUCCUUCCUUGCUCCUUAUUUCUUACUCAGCUUCUCUACUGUGGGUUUCCUCAAUGUAUUCAGUGCCCCUUAGAUCUUUCUUCUCUUUCUCCCUUUCAUCUCUUUCAAAGUCUCAUCCUCUCAGCCCCUGCUUGGGCUGCAGUUCUUUUUUGGCAUUUCUUCUGCCCCUAUCUCCCUUCUGUCAUCCUGUGCUGGCAUAGUCUUCUCUGUCUCUGGCUGACAGUUACUAUGAGCACAACUUGGUACUGUAGUCCCUUUCAGAGUUACUAUUGUCUUAGGUCAAAUAAAUGAAGCUCCUGAGGAUAUAAGCAGACAUUUAUAGCCACAUUCUGUGUCUGGUUACGUGUUUGUAUUCUCACUGAUUUCGUAAGACAGAUCUUAGAUUUCCACUUGACCAGAGGAGCAGCCAAAGGGGUAAACUUCCUUCUCUCUGCUUAAGCCUUCAUCAUCAUGAAAUCAAAUCUUUCUACAGUCUCUUUUAUCUUAUAGAUGUAAAGUCCUGGUCAGCUCAGAGUUGAGUAACAGAGAAGAGGCAGUACAGGGAAUUGAUUCUUGUUUGAAGCAGUGAAUCAAGUUGUAUGUAGAUGGUAUGUAUAUAUAUAUAUGGGCGGUGACUUGAAUACUGACCAUCAUGAGCCUUCCAACAUUAAAGCACAGACUGAUAAAUGUCAGAGUACUUCUUUAAUUGUAUUAGUGCGCUGUUGUUAAUUCAAAGUUGUACCGAUGAAAAGUCUGUUUAGAAUACUUGAUCUGAGGAGCCACAUUUAAGGCAUCGUGUGCUUUUCCAUGAUAGACCUUUUAUGGAGUUAUGUCCAUACUUAUCUGUGAACAGUUGUUGGGUCCAUCUCUUCUCACAAUGUUCUUUACCCUAAGCAAGGGACCAGAGCAACAAGUGUAGAAAUAUACAGAGUAAUUGCACUUAUCUGUUUUGUUUUCUUAAUGUAUUUCCUAUGCAUACUGCCUUACCCAUGUGUACUGUGCUUCAUUGGUGGUACUAAAGGUGAACAUCGGGUUUUUAAUUUAUAAAAUAUAAAAUUAGGUAUUUAAAAAUAAUAAUAAUUCUGUAGAGUUAUUUAUUCCAAGAUAGAGAGAGAUGAUGGUAAGCCCGUUUGAAUUUAAUGAAAAGUUAAUAUUGGUGGUCUUUAUUCUCAGUUAAUUCCUGAGUGGUUUGGAUCAUUUGAAAUAAAUAUAAUAUUUUAAGAUUUAUUUUUUUUUGUAGAGGAAAGCUCACUUUUAGGUGUCUAGUAACAGCUCUGAUACUGCCUCUGACACGUGUACUUCAUAUAAUGUCUUUGUAACUUAUUUUGUGCCUUUUCUUCCCCUGACACAAAAAUCUCUCAAUAAAAACAAACUCUUUUGGAACACUGUAAACCUA
Coturnix japonica (Japanese quail) is the source of this 7701-nucleotide messenger RNA. RefSeq names its product solute carrier family 22 member 15 (gene SLC22A15). Gene Ontology annotation, molecular function: transmembrane transporter activity. NCBI's taxonomy places the organism in Eukaryota, Metazoa, Chordata, Aves, Galliformes, Phasianidae. Gene Ontology annotation, biological process: transmembrane transport. Gene Ontology annotation, cellular component: membrane. The record is from RefSeq and is a predicted model, not a curated record.